AUGGCACCCGUACUGAAAUUAAGUUUGGAAGAGCUUCACCAAUUUUUAUCUGACAUAGAGGCCAACAUAAAUGAUCAAGAAACAGACUUUAAAAAAUUAAUUCUUUAUUUAUUUCAGUUCUUGAAUGCCAAAUUGAGUGAUGCUUCUCUCGUGUAUCGGAAAGAUAUCGAGGACACAAUUUUAAGAAUUAUUAACACAAUUGAGCUUGUAUUGAGCAAGAAAUUGCACUUGCUAAACGCGUCUUUAAAGUUUCAGGAAAUCAGUCUGAUUCAUGUAACGGAUUCAAGAUCGCGGCUAGUUGCAUUGCAGGAGGUGUUACUUUAUGAAUGGAUGAUAUCAUUCUUAUUACUGCAUAUAGCCAACGUCUGGAGCAAGCGGAAAUUGCUGGAUAAGUUGAAAACUCUCUUGAUACUGGUUAUCAACUUGGUUUCUACUAGGUUACACAACUUCAAAUUCAUCAAGUUGUUACAAGAGAAUGUCACUCGCCUCUUGGAAAACGGUAUCUCAUUUUGCUUGAAUGAUAUUUCAUACAGCACCAAUCCUGAUUAUAUCAAAAAGUUGAUCUCCUGCUGUGAGUUGUACUCAGUUGUGAGUGAUUAUGACAUUUCAAAAAAGCUUUCAUUGAAUCUCAGUAACCAACAACUAAAAUAUGAGAGCUUUGGUAGAAAAUUGUGGUUUGUUCUUCAAGAAAUGAGCAUUUUGAAUUCAGAUGAGUCACUUUACAUGGUGGACUAUUAUAAGUCCUUGUUAAUCCUUACACAUUUGGAUAACGCGCUUCUUGACGAGCAAAAUACUUGGGGCAAGACCCAGCAGCUCUUAACGUGGGUCACAAACAUACUUGAACAAGAUUUUGAGCAAAUUAACAGCACUUUCAAUGGAAGUGAGUGUUUGAAUUUGCACCAGUCGGUAUCGUUGGCCUUGUUUAAGAUCUAUUUUCUUUGCAAUGAAAGAGGUAUUGUAUCCAACUUUGAUUCCAUAUUGUGCUUGGACCGUUUGGUUGCAAAGGCAGCGAUGCAACUGGCUUUCCCAUUGCCAGUAAAAUGCACUUUGGCUGUGAUACUGACCCAUAUUGAAUCCAAUAAUCCAGACUUACAACUCAAAAACAAAAUUCCAAUAGACUUUGCAAACUACCAGUACUCAAACCCAGAAUUGAAUGAAUUGAAAGCUAAGCUACUCCCGUCUAGUGCUGUUGAUACGAGCCUAGAUUUCAUAGUCAAAGCGGGUCUUGAAUAUCACGAAACGGACAUCACGAGCAAUGGAGUCAAUGAUUUGAAUUGGAUCCGACACGUUCGAGAUUUGACAAAAAAGUAUUCAAAGGAAUUGGAGGCAGAGGAGACGAUGUACACGCUCAUCACGGCAUUGGGAAAUUUCGCAUCCAGAGCCUUUACAAAGAAUUUGAGCACAUACGAUGCAGAUUUUUUGCAAAUCAAACAUCUGUAUUCUGCAGUUAAAAAAAAUCGUCCUCCGGUCAAAAGCACUACCGAAUCGUUGAUAUUGGAUGAAAUAGUUGAAAAAUAUUUCCUUUCGCGGAUGCAAAUUUGGGCAUCGAAACCUCUACUCGCAUGCAACUUCUUCCUUAUGAUUUACAAUUACUAUGCCAACUACUUGCCGUCAAAUGCCAAGGGUGAUGUUCAUUGGACUUUAUUAGAUAAAAUGCUAAAUCUUUUGUCAACCCACCGAAAUAGAUCCCUUAGAAUGUUGAUUAUUCGCAUACUACCGUUGUACCUCAUUCAAGAGACUGAUGAUGCGACCUUGGAUCGGAUAUUCAAACACAUUUUUGAACGUAUAACAAAAAUCCAUUUCAAUUCAUGGAAUAGACGCCAUUUUGGCGAAUCCACUAUUUAUGCUUUGGUUGAGCUAGCUCGCGUUUGCAAUGGCGAAAGACUAUGUGCAGUGUAUUUCAAACUAGUGGACUGGCUAGGUGAACCCAAUGAGCAACAUCUGAACUAUGUGUAUUGUGGAUUUUUGGAUAUUGCCAAUAGUAAGAAUGUUUCAACAUAUAAGUUACUAUCUCCAUAUUUACCAAGUAUGGCUGAUGUUAUCAUCAAAAAGGAAAGCUUAUUUGAGAAAUCUCUUCUGCUUUUGGGAUUGGACCGGAAGUAUUUUUUAAACAGAACAAAGGAGUUUACUGUGCCGAAAUUAUUAGAAUACCACAAGGAUCCCACGUUGUUGGUUGAAGUUGCCGAAGCUGCAAAUAUGCCCAUGAAAAAGCUUCUUGCUCAGAACUUACCUCGUAUUCUUGCUUCGUACUUGGUCAAUAACCCGCUAAAUGACGUCUAUGUUCUCAAGGUGCUAAGCAGUGUUUGUCCACACUACAGACUGGUUUCAGUUCAAGAGAUUUUCACCCAUAUCGGUGACAUUACGUGGCACAUAUUGAUGGAGAUCCAAAUGGACGAAAAGGACAAUGUUAGAAACUUGUCCAACAUAAUAUCUGCAUUGGAGACCGUAGCUAAGAAUUUGGCAGCACAAAAGAACCAAAGGGUACAAAAGGGCAAAAUGGCAGGUAUGUUGAUUGAAGAACAGGUUUUGUUGUUGGUACAGAGAUUCAGCGAUGUUACGUAUCUGUUGAGAGGCGCCAAACCGUAUUUGGAGAGAAGAGCAUCGUUCAGAGCCAUUUUGUACUUGAUCAAAAACCAUAGCUUGGCCUUGACAUCGGCUCUUGGACAAUUAUCAACAUGUUUACAAGCAUCAUUAGAAGAGCCAGAUUUCCACAUUUUGACAUUGAAGUGUUGGAAUGAACUAGUUCAAAAAUUACCACCGGCGCAUUUGAUUUCUUUAUUUGACAUUAUCAUUUCGCUCAUUUUCCAGAAAUUUCAGUCAUUUGGUCCCGAAGCUCAACGAAUUGCCAUAGACGUCUUGCGAAAAAUUUAUACAGAAAUCAAGGAUAAGUAUAAUCGUUACGCCUUGUACUUUUUGUCAAUUGCGUUUUUGGAUUACAUGUCAGAUUAUGGGUUUGUCAAGGAGUUUAAGAAUAUAAAGCCACCGUCAAAAUUAACGAUUUUCCAAGAAUUCAACAGACGUCUCAAGACUAGAAACCGGUAUGUUGUUGAGCAAGCGCUAUUUGAUCUUUACAAUUACUGCAAAAAAUAUCAGUUCAACUGCCAAGCGGAUUAUUUUAAAGAUCCAGCACUACAUGAUACCAUAGCGGUAUUGGUGCGAACAGUAUUGGACACUGCCACCCACUUCAAGAAUAGGAGCGCCACAAUCACAUCACAAUGCGCCAAGGUUUUGGCUGUUAUGGGUGCGUUGGAUGCUAACAAGUUUCAUUUCAAGAAAGUAAAGCAACUGAUUGUUGUUCAGCGGAAUUUUGAUAGCACUAAAGAAAACGCUGUGUUUUUGGUUGAUUUAAUUGAGAACUACGCGAUGAAUAUAUUUUGGUCUUCAAAUGAUCCACAAAAGCAAUUGUUUGCAGCUUUCGCCAUGCAAAGUUUUUUAACAAUCAUGGGAAUCACGAAGGAGUCUUUGAAGGAAGACAAAACCAUAUGGGACAGGUUUAGUGAUGUUGCGAAAUCAACAUUGACCCCAUUCUUGAGCUCCAGGUAUUCAGCACCACGACCCAAAUUAGAGCAGAUAGAGUUCCCCUAUUUCAAACUGGGAAUGAAGUUCGAGACUUGGUUGAUUGACGUUACCUUGUAUUUGUUGAAACGGGCAAGCCAGUAUGAGAAAGGAGCCAAUCCCAACCCGCGCCAAUGGAUUUUUCAAACAUGCGCAAUAUUGAUUCAAAAGGAUCACAACAUUUCCCUUUGUCAACAUCUUUUCAAGUACGUUGUUCUCAACCACAUUUUAUGUCUAAAUCAUGAUGUGGAAAGGCAGUUGUUGGAAGAAUUUCAACAUUUGUUUGAGCAAGACACGAAGAAAAUGCCAAACGAUCGUGCUGAGGAGUUGAAACUUUGCUUCCAGUCUGUGUUUUCAGUAUUUGACUAUUGCAAUGAAUGGUUAUCAGCAACUAGACAAUUUGCCAACUACCUGGUCUCACUGGACGUGAGCACCUCUGAGAUGUGGCUUGAUAAAUUGGAAUUGGUGAAAAAGUUUCUUGACUCUUUUGGUAUGGAUUUGAUUGCAAUCAAAUCUGCAGAAUGUGACUCAUACGAGCGCACGAUUCUUUACAUUGAAAAGUGUUAUCGGGAUGGUCAUAUUGACGACAAGUCUUUUAAACUUGGUGAAUUAGAUGCAUCAAAGACGUUGCAGAAUAUGUAUGCCAGCAUCAAUGAUUACGAUGCAUUGAAUGGAGUGUUGAAGUUGUUUUCGACAAAUAAUGUAAAACAAAAGUUGGCCUCGUUUCAGUACAAUGAUAAUUGGAGUUUGGCGUUGGAGUCAUUCAAGGUGUUGGGGGCAGGCGAGGACUCUUCGGUUGAGUACAAUACCAAGUUAUUGAAGGCGUUGAAUGAACAUGGAUCUUAUGAUGACGUACUUUCCACGCUUUCAUCAACCACUGAUGCUAGUAUGAUACAACAAAUUCCCUUGGCCUGGUCUUUGGUGGCGUUGAAAUCCGCCGUAUAUUCUGGAAAGAAAGAUCAGUUACAAAAGUGGCUUCAGGUUACGGACUCUUUAGGAAAAGCCAAGGAUUCCGAGACCGUUGUAAGUUAUGAAUUGGCAAGGUAUUUACAAAAGUUGUACAACAACGAGUCGCCGGAUUUUGCAAAGACAUUGGACAAGCUAUACACCGUGAUUGGUCUGUCGCUCGUGUCGUCCGACUCUUCAAGUUUCAAUAAGAAUAUCAGUUUGAUGAAUCAACUACACUCCUUGCACGAUAUGGGAGAUAUACUAUCGUCAGCUGGUCAUAAUAAUGAUGUUCUUAAAGUACGAUUCAGUAAUAUUGACCAAGACUUUGAAGCACAGAACAAAAUUUUGACUAUCCACGCAGUUGCCAACCACAUCAUAGAGAAUGAGAAACAAGUGUCUGAUAUAUUUUUACUUCAAUCGAGCCUUGCACGUGAAAAUGAUCGACUCGAUUUUUCAACAAGGUCCAUAGUGCGGGCAAUGGCAUUGAACAACUCUGCGGCAAAUAUCGAGUUUGCCAAGUUAUUGUGGAAAGAGGGCAAACAAUCGGAAGCAAUCAAAACAAUAUUGGAAGUUUUAACUUCUGGACGGCUUGUUGACAAUGAAUCUAAAGCUCGAGUACAACUUCAGUACGCCAAUUGGUUGGACGAGUCAAACCAUUUGUCUGCUCACCAAAUUGUGGAAGAAUAUACGAAGGCAUUUGUAUUAGACAAGGAAUAUGAGAAGGCAAGCUACGAUAUCGGGAAAUAUUACAACAAGUUGAUCGAGUCCUCUAAAGAUACUUCAGGGUUGUAUGAGCACUUGACCGUGAGGAACUUUAUCAGAGCAGUUUCUAUUGGCUCACUGUUCAUAUUUGAGGCGCUUCCCAAGUUAAUUACAAUUUGGUUAGAUUUUGCAAAGAGGCCCAACAAGACCAAGUCUGCCGAAAGACGAUUGCAGCAAAUCAUUCAAGACUUGAAUACAGGUUUAAAGAGUGUGGCCACAUAUGCUUGGUAUACUGUUAUUACACAAAUACUUUCAAGAAUUGUUCAGGCUCAUGAACCGUCGUUCAAGGUAAUGGCAAAUGUGGUGUCAAAUAUAAUUCUCGAGUACCCACACCACAGUUUGUGGUAUGUUCUCUCUCAUAUACAUUCAACCGAUCCCCAACGGAAACUAAAAGUUAACACAAUAUUAGAGUCGGUGAAAAAGAGCAAAAAGUCGCAUGGGGUUUUGAUUCUGGCUGCACUGGAGCUUUUUGAAAAACUUAUAGAGAUUGCAUCUAAGCCAAUUAGCAAGUCAUCCAGAACCAAGCAAUUGUCGUUGUCAAAGUAUUUUGGAGUCGAAGACGCCAGUAAGCCAUAUCCCGAACUAGUCAUACCCGUACAGUCCAAUUUACAAAUACGACUCCCAAGCAAAGGGGUGGCCAAUUAUGUUGCAUUUCCCAAAAAUGCUUCGGUCACAUUCGAUGGAUUUGACGAUGUGGUGAAUAUAUUUUUCUCAUUGCAAAUGCCAAGACAAGUCACGAUUCGAGGUUCAGACGGAAACCCUUACAGGUUAAUGGUCAAAGCUGAUGAUACCCGAAAAGAUGCUAAAGUUGUUGAAUUUACAACAAUGGUUAACCGUAUACUUUCGACGAGUACAGAGGCGAGAAAGAGGGGGCUUAAUGUGGCCAAUUAUUCAGUGAUUCCACUAUCGGAGAAGAUCGGGGUUAUUGAAUUUGUGAUGGAUGUACAAACUAUGAAGGGAAUUGUGAAUGAGCAAAGGAAACGAUUGGGGAAAGUUGUUAAUGAGCGCAAGAUUUUUGUUGCGUUGAAUAGUGCUCAAAAAUUUAUCCAGGAGCGUAAACCAGAUGAGACAAAGUUAAAACACUUGGUGCAAUUAUUCACUACGAUUGUGCAAAACAACGAACCAGUGCUACAUCAAUGGUUCAUUGAACAGUUUUCCGACCCCAGUGCGUGGUAUAUUGCUAGAAACAAAUUCACUCGGUCGGCGGCAGUGAUGUCUAUUGUGGGAUACUUGGUUGGGCUUGGAGAUCGACACUGUGAAAAUAUUUUAUUCUUCAAGAAUACAGGGGCCAUUCUUCACAUUGAUUUUGAUUGUUUGUUUGAAAAGGGAAAGACGUUACCCACGCCGGAGAUUGUUCCGUUUAGAUUGACACAGAACAUGGUUGAUGCAAUGGGAAUAUGUGGUGUUGAUGGAAGCUUCCGUAUAUCCUGUGAGGAAACCGGUCAGUUAUUGCGCAACAACGAGCAGUCGUUGAUGAAUAUUUUGGAAACGCUUCUAUAUGACCCAUUAUUGGAUUGGAAGAACCAGGAUCCACAAAGGGAUUUGAUGAAGGUGCGGAAGAAGAUCAGGGGUUUGAUGAAUGAAGAUGAAGGGUUGGCAAUGAAUAUACACGGGCAAGUUGACGUUUUGAUCCAGGAGGCUACGUCGAUGGAGAGAUUGGCACAGAUGUAUGGAGGUUGGUCUGCGUAUAUAUAA
Molecule: messenger RNA, 6960 nt
Organism: Lodderomyces theae
Lineage: Eukaryota; Fungi; Ascomycota; Pichiomycetes; Serinales; Debaryomycetaceae
Gene: MEC1
Product: protein kinase
Exons: 1
Coding region: 1-6960 (2319 amino acids)
Biological process (GO): protein phosphorylation; telomere maintenance; DNA damage checkpoint signaling
Cellular component (GO): nucleus
Molecular function (GO): protein binding; protein serine/threonine kinase activity
Source: RefSeq, a predicted model, not a curated record